Coniophora puteana RWD-64-598 SS2 is the source of this 3726-nucleotide messenger RNA. RefSeq lists its product as uncharacterized. The record is from RefSeq and is a predicted model, not a curated record. NCBI's taxonomy places the organism in Eukaryota, Fungi, Basidiomycota, Agaricomycetes, Boletales, Coniophoraceae. Bases 1 to 3417 code for a protein of 1138 amino acids. The transcript has 4 exons.
AUGCGCGGGGAACAUCGUCGCUCUUUUAUACAGCUGGUGAGGGAGCGCGGUGGUUCUGACGAUGGAAGUAAUGCCCAAUCGCCAUCUCCCAAAGGAGGCGGAGGCGGAGGAGGAUCAGCCUCGUCCGAGCCUUCUGGGGCGUCGGCUGCUAAACCCAAUGGUGGCAACGGCGAUAGCAAUAAGAGCAGCAGCGCUCCCGGCGGCAUUGGCGGGGGCGGGCAGUCGCCUCAGGGAGCCGCCCCGACUUCUGCGCCCCCGGACCCCAGCCCAAAGUCGACUCUAGGUGGGGAUAAAGACUCGCCCUCGCCAUUGUCCUCAUCCUCUCCUUCCCCAUCUUCAUCUCCAUCUAAUGACUCAGGCUCGAGUGACUCCAAUCGUGGGAACCCACACCCAUCCCCAAGCCCUUCAUCUGCGCCAUCUUCAGGCACAAACCCCAAGAGCGACCCUGGGUCCAAGUCUACUCUACCGUCCUCAACGGGGGACGGAGACGCUGGUGGCUAUACCCAUUCUACAUCAUCCCACAGCGAUGCACAGCCUUCUUCGACGACGCCAGGCAAACCUGAUGAUCCUGGGAGCGCUAGCAGCGCUUCGUCCCGCUUGGGCAAGGAUCCGGGGUGGUCUGGGCACUCAACGUCGUCGGGAGGGGGGAAGGUGUCUGCGCCGAGUGUUGCACCUACCGACAAACCGACAACGUCGCCUUCACCAAAGGAGGGCGGCAGGCCACCGACGGGGAGCACCACGUCUUCCCAUAAGUCCACUGAGUCGUCUCCUGCGCCAAAGGGAGGGGACGACGACCACACACGAACGCCGUGGGGCGCUGGCAAGCCUCCGAGCUCUACGCGUACCGACACGUCUACCGAUAAGCCGACAACAAAGAGCGCGAGCUUGGGUAAAGUUGGAGGCGGUGGCUCGGGGUCUGGUUCUGCGACUGACAAGGAUCCGCAUCCCACACCGACGACGUCGAAAGCCAAACCUGGAACGGGAUCGACUACGCGGCCAGGAAGGUCGGGGAAGGGUUCGCAAACACACAGUACUUGGCCUGACCCAUGGCCGUCACUUGCAAGCUCAUUUUCGAAGGACUGGACGGGCUUCACUAGUAAUGUUGGCGAGGAAUGGAGCAGGUUAUGGAGCAAAUCAUCCUCUGAGCAUUCACCAACACCGUCUUCAGGUCGCGGGUCGGAAGGUGGCGGAAAUAGCGGUGGCAAAGGCGGGGGAACAAGCAAAGGGGAAAGCACCGGGCGUUGGCCAACGCCGACUCCUACGCACACCCACACGAGUCUUACGCAACCAGGUGGCGGCAAGCCCACUGGGAAAGGGAAAAGUUCGAUUCCAGGUGGUGGUGGAAUCAAGUCCACACAGCCCUUCACUCCGACGAAGCCAACGUCUGAGUCGUCUCCGCCGAGCCGAACCACAACUCCCCAUUCAUCCUCCAAUCAUCCUGGGUGGCCGGACCAUAACUCGUCCAAGCCUGACAGGCCUCCGCCCUCUCUGACGACUAGUCCAGGAUCUGGAGAGCCCACGUCAACAGAUCGUCGACCGCCGUACCCCAGCAAGUCUACUACUUCGCCUCAUGAGAGUCCUAGCCCAGACACUACCGAUAGACCGCGCCCUUCCACGUUCACCACGUCGUCACACCUACACCCAAGUGCUCCUAGUUCGCCGCCUCCGGAAAGUCAAAGCCCGAGCCCACGUCCUGCUAAAGACCCCACGUCUUCCACUCCUCAUGGGACUAAACCGACCACGCCUAGCUCUCCGGACGGCAAAUCGACACCUCCGGUUCCUACUUCCUCGCCGCAUCCUGGAGCGGUCACAAAGCCUGGUGGAGACCAUACUACGAGCCCAGCGGUUGCGCCUUCUAGGUCUCCCGACCCGGCCCUCACUUUCACGACGAUAUCGGAUUCUACAGGCGGCGAAAGUUCGUCCCCAGCGACGCCCAAGUCCGGUCCUAUUUCUUCGGAUACCGGGAUCCAUACCCAUAAUUAUGAGGCAAGCACAGGGACUUCAACUUCUUCUAGUAGCAGGCGUUCUGCCCCUCCCCCAAUAGAUGGUGAAACCGCUCCUCUUACGAGACACUCAACCACCAUAACGUUCUCGGAUUCUGCUCCUGUCACCAUUACUACAGGCUUAACAGCCUUUACCUCCAACUCCGUAUUCUUGACCACCUCAGUGUCUGUGUUGCCUGUUACCCCAACGUCCGAGGUAACUACCUCUCACUCUGAGACCGGCGCCGUUGUAGGCGGAGUCAUUGGAGGCAUUGUUGCACUACUCGUAGCUUGCGGCGCCUUUAUCCUAUGCUAUCGCCGGAGCCGCAAGAGCCGUGGCGUGUCUCUCCCAUAUGCAUCCCUAUCCCCAGACGACGACCCAUCAAUGCAAGAGCGGAUACCUGACACUCUUGGUGCGGGGAUCAUCCCCUCGAUGUCGCCUUUUGGAACUCUCAGCUUCCGUUCGCUCAGCGAGUUCCCCAUGCCAGCCUCCAGCCGCGGCCAGGGCUCCGCAGGUACCCUCCCCCGCCAGUCGUCGUGGAACAGAGAGGGCGGCGAGAACCUCAGCACUAUCAACGACGACGCGUCGUUCUAUACCCCCAGCUGGCGCUCGACCAUCGACGAUGCGGCCGAGAGCGAGGCGCCGAGCCACAUGAACGCGUCUAUUCGUGCGUACACAGACGUCGAAAGCCUCUCGGACUAUCACAGUCACGAUUACGACGGCAUCGGCAACAUGGACAUCACUCACACGCAUCAUCCCGAGAUGCCUCCCCCGGUCUCGGGCCCACCUCCGUUCGCAGCAGCCCGAGGAUCCGGCGCGGGCGCUCCGAGCCCGAGCGCAUUCGGUGGCUCUUACUAUAACGGUACCAGCUGGAGCGACCCCGCUGAUCCAUUCUCGGACCCUCCCAACUCGGGCGCUGCGCCCGUGUCCGUUCCUGGGCACGGCGGCUCCGCGGCGGCGGCACCACUGGGACGGGCGCACGACGGGAUCGGUUCUUCACUACCCCAAUCUCAAUCGGCGCUCAUUGCGCGCUCCGCGGCGCCGUCACACAGUGACGCGGAGUCGGACAAGCGCACGAGCUCGUCGAGCGGGGGCACCGUCCGUCCGGACACGGGGCCGAGCGCGAUGGUGAUGGUGAACCGCAGUGCGAGCCAGAUGAAGUCGAAGAACCCGUAUCUGUCGCUCGUCGGGCUCGAGCGCGCCUCUCGGCAAGCGGGCGUGAGCGAUCGCGAUGUCGCGAGGAUGUCUGCGCAGAGCUUCAAGGCGCAGGCGCAGGCGCACUGGCAGAAUCAGAAUCAGACUCGGACCCAGGACAACGGCCAGGGCCAUGAAUCUGGGGAACAGAAUUUCGCCAUGCGACCCAGCAGACUGUCGCAGACCUCGUCGGGAAUUGAGAUCCCGUCGGACUCGUCUGAAUACGGUAUCGCGCUCUAAGUCGGAGUGAGUCCCGCCCGUGAGCGGUGGGAGGGUGGGAGAAUGCGAGCGGAUAUGGAGGAUGGGCGAUGGGCGAUACGCCCGUGCGCUCGCUCGGGUCUUUCGGGUCUGCUUUUGGGAUGGAGGGACCGGGGCCUGAGAUACGGCGAGCAGCGGGGUGCGGGCUUUAGCGCGAGUGUUGUACAUACUGGGCAUCGUCAGGAGAAGAGGUGAAUUUCUUGGACGUUGGCUAGUUUGCCUGUUUGGAAAAGUAUAUUCCUAUCUACGCUCUAUGAUACCAUGUAAAUUAAAUAGGUGCGUAGCCAGACC